Messenger RNA from Necator americanus (New World hookworm), 2046 nucleotides. RefSeq lists its product as uncharacterized. Gene Ontology annotation, cellular component: mitochondrial inner membrane. The record is from RefSeq and is a predicted model, not a curated record. Bases 1 to 2046 code for a protein of 681 amino acids. Gene Ontology annotation, molecular function: ATP-dependent protein folding chaperone; protein kinase binding; ATP hydrolysis activity. Gene Ontology annotation, biological process: protein folding. The transcript is spliced from 17 exons. Lineage: Eukaryota; Metazoa; Nematoda; Chromadorea; Rhabditida; Ancylostomatidae.
AUGUGGGCAACUCGGUAUGCGUUGAAUCGAGUCAGUUUUCGUACUACUCAUCGGAUAGCAGCAGCAGUUCUACGGCCAUUAAGUGUGGCUCAGAUAGGGACGACGCGUCAUCCGUGCGUCACUGCGAACCGAUUCUAUUCCCUUCAGCCAGAACGUCAUGAAUUCCAAGCGGAAACUAAGAACCUCAUGGAUAUCGUCGCGAAGUCCUUGUAUUCAGACAGUGAGGUUUUUAUCCGAGAACUGAUUUCAAAUGCGUCGGAUGCAUUGGAAAAAAGGCGAUGUGUCGAGCUGAUGGGUCAAAUCGCCGAAGGACCAAGUGAGAUUCGUGUCACAACUGAUGAGGGCCAUAAUACCAUAACAUUUGAAGAUACUGGUGUUGGGAUGGACAGGGAAGAUUUGCUUGAAUGUUUAGGAACUAUCGCAAAGUCCGGUACAAAAGAAUUCAUGGAAAAGAAUAAAGAGAAUGCUGAGGCUGUGAUUGGGCAAUUUGGUGUUGGUUUUUAUUCUGCUUUUAUGGUUGCUGACUCUGUUGAGCUAACCACAAGAAAAGUGGGGUUGCCUGAUGACAAAGGUUUGAGGUGGUCCUGGAAAGGGGAUAACACUUAUGAAGUGUCAGAAGAGAAAGGUUUACCGACUGGCACACGAAUUGUUAUUCAUCUGAAAGCUGGAGAUUCGGCAGUGUAUUCUAAGAGUGAAAAAGUGAAGGAGGUAAUUGAUAAGUAUUCUUAUUUUGUUGCCGCACCGAUUCUUCUAAAUGGUGAACGUGUGAACAGUUUGAAUGCUAUAUGGACCUUACAACCGAAAGAUGUCACAAAAGAAAUGCACGAAACCUUUUUCAAACAAUUAGCCAAACAACAGAAGAAAUCGGAAGCUUUCCAACGUCCAUGUUACACUAUACAUUAUAAGACAGACACUCCAGUUUCUCUACGCUCCGUUCUAUACAUACCACAACAUAGAUUCUCACUACUCGAAUAUGCUACACAAGCACAAAACAGAGAGUGUGGCUUGUCUCUGUAUGCUAGACGUGUACUUAUCAAACCUAAUGCCAGGGAACUCUUACCCAACUAUCUACACUUUAUUAUGGGUGUUGUUGACUCGGAAGAUGUUCCGUUGAAUCUCAGUCGUGAGAUGCUCCAGAAUAAUCCAGUACUUAGGAAAUUGCGUAAAAUUCUCACCGAUAAAGUGCUGAGCUUCCUCCAGAAUGAAAUGAAGAAAGAUUUCGAAAAAUACGAAGACUUCUAUAAGCAGUACAGCAUUUUCCUAAAGGAAGGCAUCGUAACGGAGUUUGAUCACUCAGAGAAAGAGGAAAUUGCGAAGCUCAUGCUUUUCGAGUCAUCCAAUUUGAAGCCAGGUGUGUUGACAAAUUUGACAGAGUACUGCAAACGGAUGCAAGAAGAUCAGAAGGAGAUCUACUACAUGUUCUCGCCAACCCGGCAUUUAGCUGAGUCAUCACCUUAUUAUGAGCUAGUCAGAUCGCAGAAUAAGGAAGUGCUGUUUUUGUACGAACCUGCAGACGAGCUUGUUUUCCUUGCUCUGCAACAGUUCAACAUGAAACCACUAGUUGGAGCUGAAAAAUGGGCUGAGAGUGCUGCUGCGAAGGGAGAGGACAAGGACAAAACGGAAGGAAGGCAAUUCCGUGACAUCGACAAGAAGGAAUUGCUGGACUGGAUUAAAUCUACUCUUGGCUCGGUCAAAGUUUUUGAUAUUGCUGGGAAUCACAGACCAAGUGAACAUCCUGUCAUGCUUACUAUUAAGCAUGAGAUGGGUGCCGCCAGACACUUACUCCGCACUGGUGAAAUUAAGGACAUGGAGCAUUUGGUGUUCCUACAGCCGUGCCUCCACGUUAACCUUUCACAUCCGCUAAUCAAGAGCUUAUACAAUAUGAAGAGGACAGACCCGAAGACAGCAGAGAUGCUCAUUUCGCAGAUCUACGACAACGCGCUGAUCACAUCCGGCCUAAUCAAGGACACGAGUGGUAUGGUACAACGACUAAAUAAAUUGUUAACACAGCUAGCCGGAAGCAAGAGCACAAUUCUCACGCCUUGA